Molecule: messenger RNA, 726 nt
Organism: Phaedon cochleariae (mustard beetle)
Lineage: Eukaryota; Metazoa; Arthropoda; Insecta; Coleoptera; Chrysomelidae
Source: the annotation of a GenBank genome assembly
AUGAGAGGAGCUUUGAAAGCUGUUAGGGAAGAAAACAUGCCUGUGGCUACUGCUGCCAGAAAAUUUAACGUGCCAAGGACAUCUUUGAGAAAUAGAUUAGAAGACAAGACGGCUGAUGAGUGUAGACGAGUAGGACCUGAAUGUGAAUUGGGACUGGAUACAGAGAAAAACAUUGUAACUUGGAUACUUGAUUGUGCCGCUGAGGGUUUUCCUAUGAAUAGAGAAGGCCUAAUGUAUUCUGUUCAAAGAAUAAUAGAAGAAUGUGGAUUAGAUCCAAAAAUUUCAAGAAUUCUGUAUGCUGUAGAAUUGAUGAACGCUGAAAGGGAUCUACUUAUUUUUGAUUUUCCAGAAUUUCCUUUCGAUGAGACAAUAGACGUUGACGAGCAGAUAGGCAUCGAGGAGCAGCUAUCUACGGAAAUACCAAAAACCACUGAGGAACAGAUAGAUAUCGGGGUACAGAAAGUCAUCGAAGAACAGACCAGGGAUCAGAAGGACAUCGAGAAACAGAAGAACACCAAAGAAGAAGAGGAUAUUGAGGAACAAAAGGGCAUCGAAGAACAGAAAGGCAUCGAGGAUCGUACAUGCACGGAAAAACAAACAGGCACCGAGACCGAGGUACACAUAGACAUCAAGGAACAGGCAAGCAUGGAGGAGCAAAUGGGCAUAGAAGAACAAAACAAAUUCGAAAAGCAAACAAGCAUGAAAGAAACGAUGUGCAGCAUAUAA